Sorex araneus (European shrew) is the source of this 1383-nucleotide messenger RNA. It is a transcript of the gene SLC35D2, whose product is annotated as solute carrier family 35 member D2. Bases 24 to 1028 code for a protein of 334 amino acids. The record is from RefSeq and is a predicted model, not a curated record. Gene Ontology annotation, cellular component: Golgi apparatus. Gene Ontology annotation, molecular function: GDP-fucose transmembrane transporter activity; antiporter activity. NCBI's taxonomy places the organism in Eukaryota, Metazoa, Chordata, Mammalia, Eulipotyphla, Soricidae. The transcript is spliced from 12 exons.
GAGCCCGCGGUGCGGCCAGAGCGAUGCCGGCGGGCGGCCAGGCAGAGGGUGCAGAGCCCGGCUCGGCGCGGCUGCCCUCGCGGCCGGCCCAGCUGCUGUCGGCGCUCUCCUACGCGACCUGCUCCUUCCUCCUAGUGCUGGUCAACAAAGUGCUGCUGACCACCUACGGUUUCCCAUCGCCAAUUUUUCUUGGAAUUGGACAGAUGGCAGUUACCAUAACGAUACUGUAUAUGUCCAAGCUAAAUAAAAUAAUUCACUUCCCUGAUUUUGACAAGAAAAUUCCUAUAAAGCUCUUUCCUUUGCCUCUCCUCUACGUUGGAAAUCACAUAAGUGGAUUAUCAAGUACAAGUAAAUUAAGCUUGCCCAUGUUCACCGUGCUCAGGAAAUUUACCAUUCCGCUCACAUUGCUCCUGGAAACCAUCAUACUUGGGAAACAGUUUUCCUUGAACAUCAUUAUCAGCGUCUUUGCUAUCAUUCUUGGUGCUUUCAUCGCAGCUGGUUCUGACCUUGCUUUCAACUUGGAAGGCUAUAUUUUUGUUUUCCUGAAUGAUAUCUUCACAGCAGCUAACGGAGUUUAUACCAAACAGAAAAUGGAUCCAAAGGAACUAGGGAAAUACGGAGUGCUUUUUUAUAACGCCUGCUUCAUGAUUAUCCCGACUCUCAUCAUUAGUAUUUCCACUGGGGACCUUCAGCAGGCUACUGAAUUCAACCAAUGGAAGAAUAUUCUGUUUAUCAUCCAGUUUCUUCUUUCCUGCUUUUUGGGGUUCCUACUGAUGUACUCGACUGCCUUGUGCAGCUACUAUAAUUCAGCCCUGACAACAGCGGUGAUUGGGGCCAUCAAGAAUGUAUCCAUUGCUUAUAUUGGGAUGUUAGUUGGUGGAGACUAUGUUUUCUCGGUGUUAAACUUUGUAGGGUUAAAUAUUUGCAUGGCUGGAGGCUUGAGGUAUUCUUAUUUGACUCUAAGCAGUCAGUCAAAGCCAAAACAAUCUGUGGAUGUAGAAAACAUCCCCCUGAAUAUAAAGAGCUAGAAUACUGGACCAAUGUGUGGAUUGAUGGACACCUGGAUGCCUGGGUGGAGAUAUCCCCAAACUCAAAACAUGAAGCCAGAAUUGGGAUGUGGGACACUCACCCCUCUGGUUAGAGAACAGAAAGGAAUGCCUGCAAAAUGUAAAGAGAAUCUACCUCAUGAGCCAUGAGAAAUAUGUCCAGGCACAGCCAUUCCAGUUAAAAGUGAAACUUUUCAAAUCAAGCCUUUGGUUAAAGGGAUUAUUCCCAAGGGAGAAGUGGGCCUGCCUUUACCCGAACAGUUGAUUCCAUGCUCACGUGUCACUGUUGUUUGCUGGUAUUGUGUGCACUUCAGAGGAGAGGCUGAUACUGGAAUGC